CGAGGGUAGAUGGGUGCAGAGCUGGGGAGGGGGGACUGCCUAAGGAAUAAAAAGGGAUCUUUAAUUUUUCUUUUUUCCCUCCUCAUCUAUUUUUCUCCUUUCACGCCUGUUUUUCUGCCUUUUAUUUUCUCAAGCGUUUUUGGACCGAAUUCUCUUCAGAUCGUCUGGGCUUGCUUUUUAAAGGUUGUUUUUGGCGAUUUUUUUUUCUUUUUAGUUUUACAAGUUUUUUUUUGUUUGUUUGUUUUUUCCUACGUGAAUUUUGGGGGGAGAAAAACUAGCGUCAAGCCAAGUGGUUGAGGCGUUCUGCAGGGGGGUGGGCAGGAAAAGUUUCCUUUGUUCCCAACAAGUUACUCUAUUACUAAAGGCCGGCGGCUAAAGAGAGAACGGGUCGGUGCGCGCGCGCCUGGAGCACAGCCUUCCACCUUCGCCUCCUCCCCGUGCCGCCUGGGCUACGGGAGGCCGGGGCCUUGCCCCCUGCGGCUCUUCCGAGGCGGCGCGGGCUGUGAGCGCGCCACCGCGCCCCUCCGUUCUCCAAGGCGGCAGGGCCCGCCUUCGGUCGGCCCGCCGCUCCGCGCGAGGAGGGGCGGCCCGAAGCUCCUCGAGCCCCGGUCUGGGUUGAGAGGCUCUCGCCUCCGCUCUCCCCCUCCGUCGGAGCUGCACGGAGACGCCUUCCGGCGGUCCCCUCCGACGGUUGCCAUGGUGUCGCGGCCCGGCGUGCUGUGGGCAGUGGCGGCGGCGGCGCUGGCGCUGGUGGGCCGGCGGGCGCUGCCGGCGCCGGUGGUCCGCUGCGAGCCCUGCGACGCGCGGGCGCUGCAGCAGUGCAAGCCGCUGCAGCCCGACUGUGCCGAGCGGGUGCGGGAGCCGGGAUGCGGCUGCUGCCUCACCUGCGCUCUGCGCGUGGGGCAGCCCUGCGGCAUCUACACCGAGCGCUGCGGCGCCGGCCUCAACUGCCAGCCGCGGCAAGAGGAGGCGCGGCCGCUGCAGGCUCUGCUGGAGGGCCGCGGGCUCUGCACCAACGCCACGGCGGGAGACAAGCUGCGGGCCUUCCUGCUGCCGGGGCCGCACGCCGCAGGAAAUUCCAGUGAUUCAGAAGAAGACAGGAGUACCAGUAGCUUAGAAAAUCAGGCCAUCCCAAACUUGCACAGAGUGCCAGAUUCAAAUUUGCCUCCACAGCACAUCAGAAUAGAUAUCAUCAGGAAAGAGCAAGCCAAAAAUACACAGCGUUAUAAAGUGGAAUAUGAUUCACAGAGUACAGAUACGCUGAAUUUCUCUUCGGAAUCCAAGCAAGAAACUGAAUACGGUCCCUGUCGUAGAGAAAUGGAAGACACUUUAAACCACCUGAAGAUCCUGAAUGUCUUGAGUCCUAGGGGUUUCCAUAUUCCAAAUUGUGACAAGAAGGGAUUCUACAAGAAAAAGCAAUGUCGUCCAUCCAAAGGCCGAAAAAGAGGUUAUUGCUGGUGUGUGGAUAAAUAUGGACAACCGCUUCCUGGAUAUGAUGGCAAGGGAAAAGGAGACGUCCACUGCUAUAACUUGGAAAGCAAGUGAGGGCUGAAUGCCAGCUCUUCUGGCAUCUGUGUGUGACAGCUGGACCUAGCAGAGACCUUGGAGGGAAGUACUGUGUUUUGCAAGGUGUUAUGAUCUCUGCUUCCUGUCUGUCUCCUUUGGUGGCUGGGGGGAUCCAGGCCUCUGUGGGUUCUGCAGCUGUACCUGGCCACUGAAGCGUAUUGAGCUUUCUAUAGAAUGUGUAGGGAGCUCUGAAUUCCCAUGAAAACCUGCACUAUUGAUACCAAGAGAGAAAGAAAAACACAAGGCACUUCAGAAUGGAUUCAGGGAUUCUGCACUGACUUUAAAAAAUGGCUUGUGGCCAAUUUGAUCCUGAGAGGUUGUGGUUUUAAUUUGAAAGAAUUCAUAGGCUGUAAAAUUAAUAAGGAACAAAAAGUGACACACGAGGAUUUAAAGGUUAGGGUUUUUCCAUAGGUCUGAAUUAUCUUCACGGGUAAAAUGUUUUUAUAGAAAUCUCAAAGAACUUUUUAAGAGACAUAUUUCUAAAAUGAAGACGUGACUAUUUUUUCUGUAAAGUAUACUAUGAAUAUUCUGUUAGUCUGUAUUUAAUAUAAUUGUUUUAAAAUAAACUUAUUUAAAUGUGACAUAUGAAUACCAAACUCCACAGUAAUUCUAGUGUAUACUUCUAUAUGCAAAGAGAAGGUAAAAAUAUGGGAUGAUUUCCAUAUGUGUAUAGUUCCAUGUGCAUGCACAUGGAACUAUUCUAGAUAUUAGAAAGAAACUUGUGGAGUGAAGGAAGUAUUUCCAGAAGGGAUUGUUUCAUUAUAUGAAGUAGGUACAAAUGCCAUGAAAAUCUUAUAAAAUUUGUCUAUUAUUUUAAUGGUAUUUCUGAUGUACCCAUCACUGAAUUAUGCCACUGGAAAAAUUAACAGUUGCACUGAAGCUCUCGGUAAAGCAUUCGUUUUUCAUCCGUCCUUAGCUUCAGUUAGUGCAACAAGGCUUAUGUUUUGUCUGUUUCCUUCAAAUAUCCUCAUGUUAGUAUAAAAUGUUUAUGGACAAAAAAUUGCCAUUGCAGUACCAGCCUUUCUCUUUGCUGACUUAUUUUUAAAAGCUAUGUCUAUUCUGUGUUGUAUGAAUAUAUGCUAUCAAAGCACACAUUCGCUAUGAGGAGCUUACGUUUAAAAUAGUGCAAAUGAGGGGAUUGUGUACUUGUCUGUUGAGACCUGUGUGCUCCGUUUAUACUACACAUAAUGGUUUCUUCCUUUGACUUUGGUAGAAAUUAUUUGCCUGUAUUAAAGCAUAGAGUGAGAACCACAGUUUAAAUUUCCAAACCUGCCAUGGCAUUAUAUGUCCUUUUGGUUGGAGAAUGGGUGUUUUGGUUUUAUUCUAAUAGGUGAUGCUUUCAUAUAAAGAAGUCUUUGGCAGUUUUGCUUCUGUUUUGUUUUGGCUGAUGGUUUAUUGAACUUCAUGAAAUAAAUUGUGUGACAAUGAAAUCUGGAUAAGGAAAGGAGGCCUGUGAAAUGUACCAGCUCUCUGGAGAGUAAUGCCAUACUUUGUAUAUGUAUUUAUUUAUAUAUUUUAUAUAAAUAUCCUAUAUAUUUAUAUAAAUAUAUAAUAUAUUCUUAUAUGUGUCGCUAUAAAUGUUUGAUGUCAGCAUAAUUAAAAAAAACAAACAACAAACAAUAAUAAAGAAACCCCCCAUGUCAUCAUUGUAAUUUCCUUUUGGGUUGGGAAUUUGAUGGAGAAUGAUAGCAGUACUCAUGGGCCUUUCCAACUAUUGUUGCCAGUGGUUGUGCUGGUGGAUGGGAGACAAUGAGGUCAAAGAGCCUGUUCCUCUCCCACCCUGUGAGUUACAGCCAUCCUUGUUUCCUACCAGCUCCGAAAAAUGUCUUGAAAGUCUGAUGUGGAAAGAUUUGGGUACAGAGAUUGCAGGGUCAAGAUGGCAAUCACUUUAAAUCAGAUGUUUAGAAUUGUACUCUGAAAUGUAUUAGCUGAGCUCCCCUGUUUGAAUUCCUAAUUGAUAUCUGAUGAAAUGAGUUCUCAUUGUUAAAACUUUAAAUUUAAAACCUAACUAAGAAAUUCAGGGAGUGUGAAGUUAUACUUAGUCCAGACUUAUACAGGCUUCUUGGCGGAUGGUCACAUUGAGCUUUGUGAGUUGAAGAUUAAUUGCAAUAGUUUUACUGCUACUGUGAAUAUAAUGCCUGCAAAGAUUUGCUGGCUAGAAAAUAAAUAAAUGAUGAGCUUUUUUAAUUUUUUCCUUUUUCUUUUGGAGUUGUAAGCUGGUUUAUUUCAAAUGCAUACACACGGAGAGUAAAAUUAGAUUUAGCAAUGUUUGGUCAUGUAAUAUAUAAUAAGUGUUGGAUUCAUAAAAGUGAGUUAUUAAUAUUUCCAUUUUUUUUCCCCAUCUCUAUCUUAUGAACCCUCAGAGAGAGGAAAACGACCACUCAUCAAAAAAAAAGUGGACAUCUGCCUUUUGAACCACAUUUUGUAAAAUGAAGAUAUGUUUUAAUAGCCUGUGACAACUUUUCUGUGUGGUGUUUUUCAUUAAGAUUUCAGCUCUUUCUGUUUUGCCCCACAAUUAAAAAUAAAGAGAUGUUGGCUGGUAUGGGUCCUUAAUCAGUACAAACUUUCUUAGCCAUGGAAAAGUAAAAAAGGUUGUUGAGUUGUACAAACCAGUUUGGCUAUGUUGUUUCCAAUAAAUAUCUUUAAAACAAA
Coturnix japonica (Japanese quail) is the source of this 4218-nucleotide messenger RNA. It is a transcript of the gene IGFBP3, whose product is annotated as insulin like growth factor binding protein 3. Gene Ontology annotation, cellular component: extracellular region. The record is from RefSeq and is a predicted model, not a curated record. Gene Ontology annotation, molecular function: fibronectin binding; insulin-like growth factor I binding; insulin-like growth factor II binding. Gene Ontology annotation, biological process: regulation of insulin-like growth factor receptor signaling pathway. Lineage: Eukaryota; Metazoa; Chordata; Aves; Galliformes; Phasianidae.